AUGAUGAAAUUAAUCCUUUCUCUCCUUCUCGUCUCUCUUCUUAAGGCAGAUGAUGACUUUCUCCCUCCCCUCAGAGAUCUACAAGGCAGCUCUUACUCUGGGGUAUGUGCAGGCAAGACUAAUUGUUACGCAGUUUUCUUAGACACUGCCCAUGUUGCAGGCCAAAUACGCUGGAAUGAAAUGCCUCUAUAUCAAUCUACAGCUUCUCUUUGGCCAUCCUCAAGCUGGGCUUAUGCAAACUCUCAAGCAGCAACCUUCUUAUGGUGGCUUAUGGAAGCAAGAUCAAAGGGAGUCAACAAUAUUCUAGCUUGCAUAAAUAUCUGAGAAUUACUAGCAAGGCUGCGCCUUACUUUUUAAUUUUAAUUAUAAUAUUAAUUUGCUAGAAUAGUGAAUAUUUAUGCUUAAAGGCUUAUAAACUACAAUAGAUGGAUUAGCUUUUACUCAAUUGAAAAAGCUGUUCUUUCAAGUGGAAACGGAAUAAACUGUCAAACUCCUUCAAGUUCUGGCUCAAUGAGAUAUAAUUUCCAUGAAGCCUUGGAUUUGGUCAGCACUUCCAAUUACUUUUAUGACAAUACUAAUUGGUCAGAUAGAUUGGAUAUAACUAAAGCCUGCAAUACAACUUAUUUGAACUCUGUUAAUACAACUGGCUAUAAUCCUUAUGUCUGGACAAUUUAUAUGGCUGGCAAUUUUACAACUGCAAAAAAUCCAUAUGCAGGGAUAUCAACUGGAUUAAGUUCAUACGGACUUGGGUUAGUAAGUAUUCCAAUGGAUUAUGAUAUGUGCUGUUCAGGUGCUACCUAUUAUAGUGAUGGAAUUUAUAAUCCAACUAAUACCACUAUGUUUUAUGAUGCUGCAACGGUAUGGGGUGUAUGGAAAGACACCAAUAACAAGAUUUGGCUUGGCGUUUAUGCUAUUGGAGCUUAUAACAAGAGUAACAAGUAUCUUUGGGUACCUUUAAGUAUCGUUUCAAGGCCUUAUACGAUCAGCUGGUUUCAAAAUGUCUACCUUCAAGAUACUUCAUUAUGGUAA
Molecule: messenger RNA, 1029 nt
Organism: Blepharisma stoltei
Lineage: Eukaryota; Ciliophora; Heterotrichea; Heterotrichida; Blepharismidae
Source: the annotation of a GenBank genome assembly